Octodon degus (degu) is the source of this 5471-nucleotide messenger RNA. RefSeq names its product regulator of G protein signaling 8 (gene Rgs8). The transcript has 7 exons. The record is from RefSeq and is a predicted model, not a curated record. Lineage: Eukaryota; Metazoa; Chordata; Mammalia; Rodentia; Octodontidae. The coding region runs from base 278 to 820 and encodes 180 amino acids.
UUCAGCUUCCAGCAGCAACAUUCUCCUCGGUUCUACCCGCCGUCAGCAUUUCAAAGUCAGCAAACAAGAGUCAAGUCUCUCUCCUGCUUCUGCUCCUUAGAGCUCCUAAACCCACGGCCUCUCUGAGCAUCCAGUUGGCAAAGAAGGGCAGGCCAUGAAGACUGGUCAGCUACAGUGAGAGGACGUGAAAGGGUAAAUCCCUGAGCCCCACAGUCUUAUUUCCUGCUCUGACGUCUCUGCAAACCAGCCUGAGAGUUAACCAUAGCCGGAUGCCUGUAUGGCUGCCUUACUGAUGCCACGCAGGAACAAAGGGAUGAGGACUCGACUGGGAUGCCUGUCUCACAAGUCAGACUCAUGCAGUGAUUUCACAGCUAUCCUUCCUGACAAACCCAACCGUGCUCUCAAGAGAUUAUCCACUGAGGAAGCUACGAGGUGGGCAGAUUCCUUUGAUGUGCUUCUCUCCCAUAAGUAUGGUGUGGCCGCCUUCCGCGCCUUCCUAAAGACAGAGUUCAGUGAGGAGAACCUGGAGUUCUGGCUGGCCUGUGAGGAGUUCAAAAAGACCAGGUCAACAGCAAAGCUGGUCUCCAAAGCCCACAGGAUCUUUGAAGAGUUUGUGGAUGUGCAGGCUCCACGGGAGGUAAACAUCGACUUCCAGACCCGAGAAGCUACAAGAAAGAAUAUGCAGGAACCAUCCCUGACUUGCUUUGACCAAGCCCAGGGAAAAGUACACAGCCUCAUGGAGAAAGACUCUUACCCCAGGUUCCUGAGGUCCAAAAUGUACUUAGAUUUGCUGUCCCAAAGCCAGAGGAGGCUCAGUUAAUCCUCAGAUGGGGACUCUUGGAAAUCACCGGCUUUCCCCUCCCCUUGCUGCCAAGACCAUAUUCUAAUGUGAAAUCUCAUAGGUGUUUAAAGGUGGUGGCAUUUGGGGUAGGAGGCAGAGGGUGAGGAGAGAAUGAAGGGCCAUUCCAAAGAGUAAUCCAGCUGCCAGAGCUCGGACUCUCUUCCAUUUACCCAUGUUUGUGUUUAAGUUAGUGGUAGCACCUCACUGGUGUUGCCCUUCUGUGGGUCAACAACUUUAUCUUCAUAAUGUCUCGGGUCAUCCACUGAGAAGGCAGAUUUGCUGUGCUAGGCUAGACUGUAAAUAAUGCAAAUGCAGUUCCCAGUGUAGACACCAAUCCCAGGUACUGAGACCUCAUAUUAGGAGAGAGAUCUCUACAGAACCCCAGCCCUCUGGCACUAUCAGAUGGAAUCCCAGGUUUUUGGCAUCAUUGGCAGGUGCCCUUUGGGAUGGGUCAAGCUCCACAGAGCCAGUCAUUUCUUCCAUUUCCACUGACCAGUGUGAGAAUCUGUGACCUCUGCCCUUCUUAGUCUAGGAAAUUUGUAGAAUUCCUUACCUUUACAUUGCCAGAAAGAGUCUUAUGAGAUUUCUUUCAUGACUUUUGAGUGGAGCUAUCAUUAAGAAAGAUACAGCUUGCAAAUAGUCCUCAAUUCUACCAGGAACUUUUCAAAAUGACCAGGGAAUGUAAAACCAGUAGACUUUUAUGUAAUGAGGCUCCCUAUAAUGUAUCUGUUGCUUAAUGUGCUCUCUACUCUUGUCUCCCUGGGACAUCGCAUAUCUCGUAGAAAGACAGACAGCUUGGCAAAGGGAGGUAAAUUCCCAUAGCAUGACAGCUCUCCCAGUGCCUAAUACUUGUCCUGUUUGCCCAUCUCCCCCUUUCCAUGCAGGCCAUGUAAUUAUGAUGGGGGAGAACAGGGAGCCAGGCUGAUGCUUCUUGCAGCUUGCUUCCUGGGAGCUUGCUUUCUUAGAAAGGCCCCUCUUGGCUCUCGAGAAUCAGCGUCCUUCUCAGUUGUUAGCCUUUGGAAUUGAACAUAAAAUAGGCAGGUGUGGAUAAGAAGAUCACUGUGAACAUUUAACUGUGGAUACCUUCCUAAAAUGCUUUCUUGUUACUCUGUGGCCACUGUUGGAAAUGGUGGGAAACUUCCUUGGAGGACAAAUGAUGAACAGUGCAGAACCUCCUCCAGCGGUGCAGGAAAAACUGAGUGCCACAAGAGCAGUACGGAGGAGAUGAACCCUCAGUAGGGAGGUCAGAAUGUGGAAGUGGAGCCGGGAAGAUGCUGCUCUCCAGGGGACGUGAAUAUCAAAUAAUGCGAUGGAGUUAUUACUGGGAAUCUACAUGCAUUGGAUUCAGAUUCAGUGCAGGUCUACAAAUCUUUUAGCUUGAAGGAAUAAAGCAGCACAAGAUUGGGCAAAGACUUCAGAAUGCAGGAGAAGGAGCUGAAGCCCUCUCCUUUGGUGGGCCAUGCCGGGGUCCCUGCAUUUGCCCUUCUGUCCUGUAACUUUGAGAAUCACUUUCUUCUUUGGCUCUAGCCAGACAAAGCCAAGAAGGUCCUUGAGUCCUACUAGUGUUAGUGCCUACUUCUCUGCCUCGGCCACUGUCAUCUGUGAGUGAGGGUUGGUACCUCUGGAUGGACUUCUGGAAAGAGAAAUAUCUGCUCCCUGGCCCAACACUGAGUGGACCUGUGGGAGUUUAUGCUUAAGAACUCCAAAGCCUCAAAUAGUGUUCUUAGUUAAGGCUGAUAGUAUCUUCCCACCCCAGUUAAAAAAAAAAAUCCAUUUUUAGCUAAAGCUGCCAGAAUUAAUUUAAUGAUCAAAUUAUCUAACAGGGUAUUAUAUACAUUGUUUACAUGCAAAAUGUGCAUCUGCUGCCAACUCUACUGUUGAAAUGAGGUGCGUACAAAUGGGAGCUGCAGAGUUAUGUUCUAGCAAGGUUCUCUUCAGCACUUCCAUUACCCCAAGGAGGAAGGUUGGAACACGAGUGUUGUGCGGCAUUUCAUUUGGGGCCUCGAGUUCUCUCCAACUCCUAGUGGAAAAAAAGCUGUCAGUGGUGGUGUCAUUGCAUCUUGGUGACUCCCUCCCACAGUGGGAGGUAUGGAGGACCAAGCUGCAGUAUUCUGUUGUAGAUAGACAAGGGCCUGUGGGCCUGAGUCUGUGUGUAGAACAUGUUAGCUCUAUUUAUGGUACUCCUGUGGAGCAUCUGUGUGUAUCUGUAUAUGCGUGUGUGUGUGAGUGUGUGACAGUUGUGAGCACUGGACUAGUGCCCUCCAGACAUGAUCUUCCUGUGUGGGUGCCUUUCCUCCCACCCUGUGUACCCUGCUUCCCAUAGAAGGUGCAGAGCUCCUUGCUCUGAUGCCUGUUUUGAGGCACUUUGGUCAUGCCAACCUAGAUUUUGGUCUGUAAGGAAACAAAGAGAAAUGUUUACAACAUCUAGAGCAAUAUCCAAACAUACCUCAUCCCCAACCUUCCAUGUCUCUGGGUCCUCUACCCCUGACCCCUUCUUUUCCCUUCACAAGCCUCAUCCACCUCAUGGGUGGGCAUCCCUGGAGCUGCUUCCAAGUUCCAUCUUCUUUUGAUCCUGUUCUUGGUCUGUUUUCUCUGAAGACUGUAGGCAAAGCCCAGGCACUGGGCCAGCCUAACUGUGGCUUUGAAUUCCUCUCUCCAUCUGAGGGGUAUUUUGGUUCCACUAGAGUGCUAACCUGUUUGGGGGCUAGAGUGAGGUUUGCCUUUACUGGAUGGAGCAGAGCAAUUGUUGAUAAACAGUCCCAGCCCAGGACACCCCUUUGCUGGAGAGAGAUCCUCUGAGGUUGCAUUUUAGUAAACUGUGUGUGUACUGCGAUUACCCCAAAACUCUGUUACAAACCUAAUAAAUAUUGCCCAGUUCCCACUCUUAGAUAUGCUGAGCCAAUAGGUCUGAGGCAGGGCCCAAGAAUCUGUAUUUUUCAUAAGCUCUUGGGUAUGUAGUAGACUUGGAACAAAGAUGGUUUAAGACAAUGGCUCUCAACCUUGCCUAGGCAUUAGAUGUACCUGGGGGACAGGAUUACAAACUGAAUUGUUUAGGCCCUACCUCAGAGCCCUUUGGUGGGACCUGUGUGGCAGUUGUCUUUCAAGCUCUGCAGGGGCUGCCAGUGUACAGAAGAGGUACAGAGGCAUGUACCUAGGGACUGAGGAGAAACAGAUUAAGGGCAAAACAGGCAGGGUGAGAGGGUGAGAGCCCACCCAGAGGCAAAAGCACAAUCAGGAAACCUGCCAGCUCUGGAACUGGACUUCUGGGGGAGCCGCCUCUCCACCUCUCAGCCUGCCUUGCCUCUUUGAGAUCGAAGGGUUGGGUCCAAGCCACAUGUAGUGUCUGGCAGCAGGUGUGCCAGGAGUGAGCGGCAGUGGUACUUGGCCAAGAGAUGCUGUGUUUUUUGCUGUGUUUCCACGUCCCAUGCACAGCGCUUCCCCGGGCUUGUCUGAUGAGCCAGAUCACCCUUGUCUGUUUUCCUGUGCUUUUGUUUGUGGUCUUCUUGAGUCAGGAUACACCUCUGUACUUCCGGCCAUGUAACAGGGGGGCUGGAACUCAGGUAGUGAGUGAGGCAUGUUGUGGUAGUGAAAAUAGUGCCGGCACGACACUGUCCAUGUUUCUCAGCAGAGGGGGGCACGUGCUCGGGAAUGUCAAGAUCUGGGAGGCUUCUCCAGCCAUCGUGGGGUUUGGUCCCAGCUCCAAGUCCUCCCCAGUCCCUUUUGGGUCCCAGGUUGGAUGGGCAGCUGGGAGGCUGCCAGCUGGUUUUACUCAACGGUGCUCUCACCAGAUCUUGCUGCUCUGACAAACCAAAGCUGUGAAGAGGCCUUCUGAGGCGUGGGCCGUGGGCACUGCUCCCAGAUCAGGCCCUCAUCAGUGGAGAAGCUGUACUAUGAGGAAAUCAUGAGACUGUCGUGCUGAGAGCAGGGGGAGGGUGGCAGUGCGGAGGGCGGAAGAGGAAGGAGCGGGCAGGAAAGACAGGCAGAUGUCAGGAGGUCUGCUCCUCCUUGUCCCAGAGCGAAAGGUGAGGCGGGGUCCCUUCGGAGGCAGGGUGGUCUCCUACCACUGAGAGUGCUCAGAACUCUGCCUACCCUGUGUGUGCCCACAUCCAGGCCAGGCAGAAGCGCUGUGGCUUCCCAAUCUUGUCUUCACUCGGCCAAGUGUCAGCCCUCUUUAAAUCUCUUUCUGAGUUAAAACAUGAGGUAGCACUGAGAGUGUGUGUCGCUGUGUGUGCUGCCAUGCCACGGGGCAUGAGACUGUGCAGAAGCAAAGAACAAAGAUGUCUUCUUGUCUCUGUGUUGUCUCGGGACUCCACGAGAUGCUGGCGGCCCUGAUGGGAGACUCAGGCUGUGGCCACUGGCCUUCCUGCCACUGGGGUCCGGUCCCCUCAAUAAACGAUUCCUUUCUUGAUUCUUCUUUCUCUUCUGUCCUUCUGCUCCCUCCCUUCUGCCAGGCGUGGAACAGGUGGCUGGGUAUCGAGUGCCACUCUAUCCACGGUAGCAUUAGCUGAGUCACUUGCCAGCACAACAGAGUUGUAGCAGCUCAUCUGCCACACACACCACUUGGCUGACAGAGUCCUCCCUGAGUUGUUUCAUUACCAUGUAAAGUGGAAUCAUGUCAUUCACCUUUAUU